Messenger RNA from Cryphonectria parasitica EP155, 1105 nucleotides. RefSeq lists its product as uncharacterized. The record is from RefSeq and is a predicted model, not a curated record. The coding region runs from base 122 to 1021 and encodes 299 amino acids. Gene Ontology annotation, biological process: retrograde vesicle-mediated transport, Golgi to endoplasmic reticulum; intra-Golgi vesicle-mediated transport; endoplasmic reticulum to Golgi vesicle-mediated transport. NCBI's taxonomy places the organism in Eukaryota, Fungi, Ascomycota, Sordariomycetes, Diaporthales, Cryphonectriaceae. Gene Ontology annotation, molecular function: protein binding; structural molecule activity. The transcript has 3 exons. Gene Ontology annotation, cellular component: COPI vesicle coat.
AAUUACAUUCCUCCUUUUAUCAGCUCUCCCGACAACCCUCCCUCAAUCGACACAACCGCACCUCCUUCCCGACCUCGCUUCGCUCACAAACCAAACUCCUUGAACCACACUUUUGCCCAAGAUGGACCCUUACUCUUCAGAAGGCGAGCUGAUCAACAUCCACGCCGCCUUCCACCAGUACCAAUACGAAUCCGUCCUCAACGACUUCGACCCGUCGUCCUUCUCUCCCGAGAACCACCUCACCGCCCGCGUCCUCCAGCUGCGGGCCCGCAUUGCUCUGGGCCAGGGCCAGGAUGUCCUCGACGAGGUCAAGGGCGAGAAGCAGCCGGAGCUGGUCGCGGUGUCUGCGCUCGCGACGCUGAGCCUGGGCGACGAGGAGGAGGCCGUGGGCAUCGUACAGAGCCUCCUGAAUGCAGGCGGCGACGCCGCUGCGGAGAAUGCUACGGUGCAGGUGCUAGGGGGCACAGUCCUUGCUGCGACUGGCAUGGGCGAGGAGGCGCUGACCCUUCUGGGACGGCAUCAGGGAAAUCUCGACGCCGUCGCCCUGAUCGUCCAGAUCCACCUACAACAGAACCGCAACGACCUCGCGAUCAAGGAGGUCACGGCUGCGCGGCGGUGGGCGCAGGACAGCAUCCUAGUCAACCUAGCCGAGUCUUGGGUCGGCCUGCGGCUGGGCGGCGAGAAGUACCAGCAGGCAUUCUACGUCUUUGAAGAGCUUGCACAGGCGCCGUCCACCUCGUCCGUGCAGACGCUCGUUGCGCAGGCCGUCGCAGAACUUCACCUCGGCCGGACCGAAGAGGCACAGUCGGCACUAGACCAGGCAUUGAAGAAGGAGCCGGACAAUGCAGAGGCUAUCGCCAACUCGCUGGUGUUACAGGUCCUCGUUGGGAAGAGCCCCAACGACUCGAUUGAGUCUCUGAAGAAAGUAGCCCCGCAACAUGCGUUCCUGACGGAUUUGGAAGAGAAGAGCCAACUGUUCGACACCGCGGCAUCGAAAUUCAGCGCAAAGGUCUCGGCGUAAACGGUGCAAGUAUGGCUUGAUAAUCAGGUUGGGAACCUAUAAAGAGCAAAGACAAACAAUAAUAGAUUUCACGAGACAUGAUCC